AUGAGUUUUUACACCGAUGGUCUGCUGGGAGCAGAUAAUGGGCGGGGCUCCGAGGCGCAUGCUCGACAAGGCAGCUCGAACAGUGAAGUGCGGGAUGACGCAAAUGUCACGCCGAUGAUUCUUCUUGAGCAACUGGCAUAUGUAGAUAAUUUUAUGACGGACUUGGAUAAUGACUUUUUGAACCUGGAUGUGCUACUAGACAGCAAAGGUGACACUGUGAGUAAUGGUUUAUCGCUUGAUGAAAGGUUGGCAGCUGAAUUGAGUGCGUUUGCUGAUGAUAGCUUUAUAUUUCCGGACGAGGAUAAGCCGGAUGCUAAUGACUUCGAUGUUAAAGGUGGUUCUAUGAGCCACGAUGAUGUUGGAAAACCUGACGCGAGAGAGCCUAUGGCAGCCCCGGUGAGGCCCUCGCAGUUGCUGACCGAGCGGCGUAAUAAUCUUUUUUCCUCUCAGUACGAUUAUACGAGACAGCGUAUAUCAAAACGUGGAAGACAGGAACAGUCGCAGUCGUCGCCGGUAGACGAUCAUGGAAGUUUUAAUAAUUUAGAGGUACCGAACCGUCCAGCGAAUGGGGUAUAUGAUUCUCUGGGACUGUCGGAACUGCUGAAAAACCCUAAUGUAGUUCCCUCUGUGCCGUCAUAUCCUGCGACUGCUGCUACUGUUGGGUCGUCAUCUCAAUAUCCACAGAGAAAACCAAACAUUAAUCUACCUGAUUAUUCAACCAUACCAACAUCGACGAUAGUCGCGCUGCUGCCGAAAGCUGUGGUUCCUCCAGGUGCUUAUAAUUCAUUGCUUCAUGUCGGCUUCAGUAAGGAUCAGAUUGAUGCUGUGGCAGCUAUAAUGGCAUACCAUCAGACGAAAGGGCCGGAAGCGUAUAAUUCUACGCUAUCGGCUGUAGUGGCCUCAGCGAAUAAUACGUUGAAUUCGAGUAGUGAAAGUUUACAGUACGAUCAAGGUGCAGGAAGUUAUGAAGCGAUGAGCUAUCGCUCCGUUCCGCAGGCGCAUGCCAAGGAUUCAUCUUCGGAGCAGUUUUUCUCGGAGUACUUGACGCAAGACAAUGGUCAAUCACACAAGAACUCCGCACUAUACAGUGGUUCGUCAUCAGAUCAAAACGAAAAGCUAAAACUACGAAAAGAAGAAGAAUCUUCGAAACCACCCGCAUUGUCGUCAUCCGAGGAAAGUAUUAAGUCAGAUUCGCGAACGCAGUCGACAAAUAAGUUAACUACUGCAGGUACAGAGCAGGAUUCACUCCUAGAGAAUGCAAGUUGCGCGGGGUCGCUCUUCAAAGCAACAAUGGACGAUAAGGCCAGUAAAAUGGGUAAGUCCCAUAGUCGGCGGAAAAAGAAAGAACUUGAAUUAGAAAACUCGGUUAAGGAAUUGGGCGAGUUGGCCACCACGUUGAAACAAAAGAUACAAACUCUAGAGAUGGAGAACAGGCUACUAAAAAAUAUAGUUGCCGAGAAAGGAGAAAACGAAGGCAAAGUCAAGGGUGAAGAGGUUAGACGUCAAAUACUGUCGAAAAUCCGCGACGAAAAGUAG
Eremothecium sinecaudum is the source of this 1536-nucleotide messenger RNA. It is a transcript of the gene MET4, whose product is annotated as Met4p. The coding region runs from base 1 to 1536 and encodes 511 amino acids. The transcript has a single exon. NCBI's taxonomy places the organism in Eukaryota, Fungi, Ascomycota, Saccharomycetes, Saccharomycetales, Saccharomycetaceae. The record is from RefSeq and is a predicted model, not a curated record.